AUGGAGAGCCACGAGGGCCGGCGCCAGCGGCGCCAGCUUGCUCACGGCGAAGCCCGCGCGGCCCGUGUACAGCCUGUAGUGGCCGCUGAUCCACAGAUUCAGGAAAUUCAUCCCGCACCACGCGAACGACGAGUGGCCCGACGGGAACGACUUGAACCCGUCCUGGAGCGCGCUUUCUCCGUACGGCGCGGUGCAGUCGGCGAUGGAGUACAGUCCCGGGGGCGGAGAGCUGGGCGACAGGCCGCAGCGGGCCAAAAAGUCUGGCCUGGGCCUGCCCACCUUGACUUUAAUAAAUUCGGUGACGAAUCCGGUGAGUCCCAGGGCCAAUGCCAGGGCAAGGCACGAAACGCUGGCCAAGUGGACCACGCGUUGUUUCUGCUGAUGCGCGGGUCGGGCACGUAG
Molecule: messenger RNA, 402 nt
Organism: Ogataea angusta
Lineage: Eukaryota; Fungi; Ascomycota; Pichiomycetes; Pichiales; Pichiaceae
Exons: 2
Coding region: 1-402 (133 amino acids)
Source: RefSeq, a predicted model, not a curated record